AUGUUGUAAUGCAGGAACAAAUGUGCAGCUUGCUAUAGACAGUUCAAUAGGAUGGAACAUUUAGUUGAACAUAUGAGAACUUCGUUUCAUUCAGUUCAUGAACCUACUUGUGGUGUUUGUAAAAAGCACUGCCGAUCCUUUGAAUCUCUAAGGGAACAUCUAAUAGGUCCAUUGCCCAAACAAGAAUGCAGGAACGUGUUCAACAUCCGAGGCUGCAAGUUUUGUUUAGCCAUUCUCGAUAGCCCUUAUGCUCUUAGGGUUCAUCAAGACAGAUGCCAGCUCUCUGGAGUGAACCAUGGGAUAUCAGCUUACAUGGCUAACUUGGGUCUUAGAGAUAGCUUAACAAUCGACAAUGGUUAUUCAAGAGGCCCAGAAGUUGUUGCACUUGCAUGCAAAACUGUUGGUGGUGGAAGCGAUAGGUCAUUGGAUCUUUGUGCAAGGGUUUGCAUCAUUGAUGAAAAGGAGAAUAUAAUCUUCCAUACUUUUGUUAAACCUCCUAUUCCAGUCACAAACUAUAGGUACGAAACAACAGGCAUUCGACCAGAACAUUUAAGGGAUGCAAUGCCAUUGAGACAAGUUCAAAGAAAGGUUCAAGAUUUCCUUUGCAAUGGAGAACCAACGUGGAAAAUUCGAUCACCUAAAGGUGGAAAAGCUAGGAUUCUUGUAGGGCAUGGUCUUGAUCAUGACCUAGAUAAAAUGCAAUAUUCAUGUUCGAUAUUUGUUUACAGGGAUACUGCAAAAUAUCCUCCCUUGAUGAAAACAAGCAAACUUAGCAACUCACUCAAGUACUUAACUCAAGCAUAUUUGGGGUAUGACAUUCAAAAUGGCAUUCAAGAUCCUUAUGAGGAUUGUGUUGCAACAAUGAGGCUUUACGUUAGGAUGAGGAGACAAGUUCAUAGGAGACAAGACUACCCGUUGGCUUCCGACCCUCAAAACCGGAACAACUUCGCGUCGUGGAGGCAAAACGAGCUCGAGAGGAUGUCCCCUGAAGAAAUGUUGGCAAUCUCAAGGUCUGAUUACUACUGUUGGUGCUUGGAUUCUGCAUAAAGACACUGAGAAAUGCCACUAUUUCAUUCUCCUCCCCCCCCCCUCCCCCAAUUACUUGUUAUAGCAA
Gossypium raimondii (Peruvian cotton) is the source of this 1114-nucleotide messenger RNA. Its product is annotated as RNA exonuclease 4. Gene Ontology annotation, cellular component: nucleus. Gene Ontology annotation, biological process: rRNA processing. Gene Ontology annotation, molecular function: nucleic acid binding; 3'-5' exonuclease activity. The record is from RefSeq and is a predicted model, not a curated record. The transcript is spliced from 6 exons. NCBI's taxonomy places the organism in Eukaryota, Viridiplantae, Streptophyta, Magnoliopsida, Malvales, Malvaceae.